CGGAGCCGGUUCCAGCAGCGCGCAGGGACUCGUUUUGCCGUCCCCAAAUCUCUCUCCGCCCGCUCACACCGCUCCGUCGCGCCGCCGAGAUGACACGCUCCCCUCGCCAGACGUAACCGGGUGAAACAGUCUAUUCGGGCGAGCGUCGAGCAUGUCGUGGAAGUACAGUUAACGGAGAGCCGCUUCAUAAAUGGAUAUUCCCUCCGAGGGUUCCAGAGCUCCGGGCCAAAUCAGCAGCGAGGUUUGUGUUGGGGAGGAAAGACGCCUUCCGCGGAGGACGGGAACCAAUCAGCCGUGGCGAACCAAAGAUAAACAAGCCUUAUGAAGACACCAAACUCUCAGGAAUAUUCAGGCUGCACGCAGCCCCUGUGAACUAUCAUGCUCGCCUGCAUCCAGAGACGGCAGAACUUCUCAUCGCAGCGUUUGACCUGCACGCCCAAAAGCCUCAAUGUCCCACCGCCGCCGUUACUGCUGCCGGCAGCACCGCAGCAACCGUGCAGCCAAAAAGGUGAGCCAGGAUCCGUGACAUCUCGCUAUCCGUCUCCUGCAGAGUUGGAUGCUUUCGCCCAGAAAACCGCCAACAGUCCGCUGUCCAUCAAAAUCUUCCCAUCGGACGUGCGGGUGCCGCAGCACAAACAGCUCAACAAAACGGUUAACGGCUUGGACACGACGGGCCAGCACUACAGCCCGUACCUGCAACCACACUCCAGAGGCUAUCAGGGUCUGCUGGCUAUAGUCAAAGCCUCUGUGGUGGUCAAAGGUGUGGUGAAAACCUGCGAGGGCAGGAAGACUAAACAUGCAAACUCCCAGACGUCGGCGACCCCGUACAAUAAUCCUCAGACUAACGGCUACGCCGUCAGACAUGGGCAUAAGGCCUAUCAUAUAAGCUCAUGUAAGCCCACUGAUGUACCCAACGAAACACUUUGUUCCACUGCAGGAAUGGCCUCCAGAGAUCAGAGCCUGGCCCCCCAGUCUGAGCUGGCAGAAGUUCAAAGCUUGAUGAGGAAGAUAAGUCGAGUUCCCCACAGCCAGGCCCUGCAGCUGGGGGGAGAGGCUGGCGUCAGCCCCUCGCUGCAGGCCGCCGCGGCGGUGGCCCAUUCAGACUCAGACUGUGCUUUAGGCGUGCCGCCCCAGAGCAGUCUGGCGUUCGCUGGGACGGUUCCACCCGUGCAGGGCUCAGAUACGGCGAAAUGCGGAUACGUGGAGAGGGGGGAUUACAGCAUGUGGCAGCAAAAGGCUCCGAUGCAGCAGCCCUACCAGCACCGGGCAGUGAGGAUGUACAGCGCGCACAACGCUCAGGGCCACAGAGCAGCAGAUGCCGGGGUUGGCCAGUCUCCCGAAACCUGCCUCCCGCCGCCAUCCUCCUCGCAGCUGCCUUAUAGGUGGCACCACGGAAACGUGCUGAGCUGCACCUCUGCACAGGAGGAGCAGGCGGCGGGGCAGUACUUCGCCCCUCUCUGGGACAACCACAACAGCGACUGUUACACAUCUCAGGUGUUGCCAACAGGUUCAGCCAGACCCACCGACAUGGAGCUCCACCUCCAUCAUCACACGAACCACCACCAGAUCCAACAGCACCCCCCUCUCCCUCUACCCCACGUCUACAGCGCAGACCAGAACCUCUGCUGUGGGCUGCCGAGUUUUAGCCUGUGCCACGCUGCGGUUCUCAGCAGCAGCCUGCAGUCUCUGGAGUGCCUCAUCAGUGAGAUUCACCCUCCCUGCAUCAAAGAACGCAUGCUGGGCCACGGGUACGAAGCCAUAGGGAUGCCUCAGCUGCUGGAGCACCAACAGCAAAACCACAUCCAGCUGCCUGUGUACAGAUAGGCGAGGAGCUGGCGCGCUGCGGGACGGGAUAAACCUUCAGUUGAGACGUCUAUAGGAAAAAGACAUGCCUUCUUUCAUUUGUGCAUGGAUUUGUAGAUGGCUUUGUGUUUUUAAUGUGCCUGACCAAGGUAAAAUGAUAAUCACAAUUUGAAAAACAGGUUCAAGCUGAGGAUUCAUGUUGCCAUACAAGAGAACUGCUGUUGCAAAUUUAACCAUUUUUUUUGCAAAUAAUUAGUGGAAAUGAAUUUUAAAAAAUCCAAUUGUGUGUUUCUGCAUAAAUGAAUGGGAAGAGUCCUCAGCGAUCUGCUUUGUAAUUAUAUUUUAGUUUGUUUUUGAGACAUCCCUGCAGCAUUUUCAACUGAAAAUGAAUGUUAAUGUAUUUUUUUCUGGUUUCCAGUUCUCCCAUUUUAUUGAUUAUUCCUGCUCAGCUUGUUAGAACUGUUGAAUAUCCAAAUCAACACUGUGGCGGUCAGGCCAAAACGGGCCCAUCGUGUUGUAUUUUUUUGAAAUUUUCUAAAAGUGAAGUGUUUUUGCCAACAUUUUUAUGAAACGACAAAGGUUUUUUCUCGAAGGGUGUUACUCUGUGUAAUGGAUGUCGGAGAGCAUAAUCAUUUACGGUUUUCUCGUUAGGGCUAUAUAAUAUUUGAAGACGUAUGAGUGAGUAGUUCUUCGUUUGCUCUGGUUUUGUAAUACUAUGUAAAUCUAUUUAUUUAUGUUGGUAAGCUAUAUAGCAAAUUGUCUCUAAAAUUAUAAAGUGCAAUUAUUAUAUACGAACAUGUGAGCUCUCUCUAUGAAUGACGUUGAUGGAAUAAGUCCUUUUUUGCAGCGUAUGACCCCGCCCCCUAAUCCUGCACCCUUUUUCUGUCUCUUCUUAAUAAGGAAUGUCAAGUAAAUUAAAUUUUCUAAACCCAGUAA
Oryzias melastigma (Indian medaka) is the source of this 2739-nucleotide messenger RNA. RefSeq names its product protein FAM222A. The record is from RefSeq and is a predicted model, not a curated record. The transcript has 3 exons. Lineage: Eukaryota; Metazoa; Chordata; Actinopteri; Beloniformes; Adrianichthyidae. Bases 379 to 1824 code for a protein of 481 amino acids.